This is a messenger RNA of Argiope bruennichi, 2565 nucleotides long. Its product is annotated as glycosylated lysosomal membrane protein-like. NCBI's taxonomy places the organism in Eukaryota, Metazoa, Arthropoda, Arachnida, Araneae, Araneidae. Gene Ontology annotation, cellular component: lysosome. The record is from RefSeq and is a predicted model, not a curated record. The transcript has 6 exons. Bases 244 to 1473 code for a protein of 409 amino acids.
UGUAAUCCCUUGUUUUGAUAAUAUUAUUUAGAUACAUUGAAUUGAAUUUUAAUAUUUUUUGUACUUUUAUAAUACAAACAGGUCUUGAAGUUUUAUAUUUAGAUAUUGUUAGAAAAAUUUCGAUGUUAACUGAUGCUUAAUCUACAGAGUUGAUUUUGAUACUACACCGUAUCAUCAUGUGAUUGUUGGUAUUGAGAUAUUCAUCAUAUAUCUAAAAAAAUUUCAGCAAUUAUAUUUUUAAAAAUGAAGACAUUUUUUGAUUACAUGCAUUUAGCUGUUUUGACAGCAUUAAUUGCAUGCGUAUGUGGAACAAAACGUCAUAUAAACUGUGCCAUAUAUGAACUUCCUGAUUCAGGAAACAAAUCCUUAAGUGUUAUUCAUAUUAGAGCUGAUAGUUCUGAAGAUUCUGUACAUUACCUGUGGAGUUCAUUUAAUCUUCCUAGUGUGAUUGUAGCAAGGACAGCGACUAAUACUAAUGUCAGUGUAGAUAUUGAAAAAUUAAAGACUUUCCAAAGUGGUGCUAUCACUUUUAAUACAAGUCUUCUGGCAUUCAAAGGUUUAACCAUAUCUAAGUUUUGGCAAUUCUCAUACGAGAAGGAUACAGACGAAAUACCAGAUACAAGCAAAAUAGAAAGCCUGGAUCUUGUAGAUUUUCAAUGGAGCAAAGUGACUGCUAAAAAUCUUUCAUGUUCCGAUCGUGCUGCGUCUAUCAAACUGAAUGCAUUUAGUGAUGAUGAAAUAUUUUCUGAUAAAGGUUUAUUAGAAAUAGAGUUUUCUGUUACUGGGGAUGAAGAACUUGCUCCUGAAUUUCCACAUUUAAUUUUUACUGGCAAUUCUUCGCAAAUCAAAAUUGAAUUGGAUAAUUUAUAUUCAUCAAAUUCCUCAAGGAUUCGCUAUGGGUUUGAAAUGAAACUAUUUUCACCUUUGAGUCAAACUUGCUCUAAUUUAGAUUGCAAGGAGGUUGUUAAUACCUUAAUCAGUGAUGAAUUUUCUCCAGGCAUAUUUUCAGACAUUGAUAUUUUAUCACCAUGCUCCAAAGAGGAUAAUGAAAAGGGUUCUUUUCUUUCUUGGAAACCAGUAGCAUACACUAGCAAAGAACCAAGUACAGCCAAUUCGUCUGAUGCACAACUAACUUCCAAAUGCUCAUCUCUCCCUACUACUACAGUACAAAGUAUAGCAGAAUCAUUUUUUAAUGACCAAAAGAAUAUAGUGAUAAAUGCUUUCAAUAUUACUUUUGGAACAGUAGGAGACGGCUUUUACCCUAAAACUAAAUAUGUUGCAUGGUCUUUAAUGAUUGGAACUGGUGUUUCUGUUCACAGCAAACUGUCUCUUGCUGUUAUAUUAUUUAUGACUAUUGGAAUGUCAGCUCUUAUGUUGUUUUUUGUUGGAGGUGUUACCUAUUAUGUAAUUCGUUGGUGUCGUAAAAGGGGUGAUGAUGAUGAUGCAUUGUUAGGAGAUGAUUCAAUAAAUUAAUGUUAUAUAUUUAAAAUAACUUUUUAAAUAUAUAUUAAUUUUAAAACUAAAUUUAAAAUUAAUAUUAAAUAAUUAAUACAAAUUCUAUUUUCUGUAUUGCAGUAUUCUCUUUGUCCUAUUUUUGACUAUUUUCUUAUGUAUAAUCUUCAAUAGAGUGGCCAAUUGCAUAUAUAUAUUUAAGGUUUGUUUUAAAAUAUAUUAAAUUAAUAUGUUAAAAUGUUGAUUUAAAAUUACUUGCUAAUAAAUGUUUCUUAAAAAACUAUUGUAGAAAAAUAUAUAUAUUUGAUUUAAUGGAAGCAAGUAAUCUCGAUAUCAGUAUUCGUGUUAUUUUUCUUAUGUAGAGAAUCCAAAUUACUUAAAAAAAGUUAUUCAGUUAUUGCAUCAAAUUUUGCUUUCUGUUGAAUAGUUUUCCUUUAGUCAUUUUUUUUUUCAUGGAAUGAAUUAAAAAACUGUGAUAUUUAUACAUUUUUUUUAAAGAAUACAACUUUUAAUGAUGUAAAUAACACAAACAUUUUCUCCUGAGUAAAUUAAAUUUUCAAUCAUUGGUUUAAAUGCUGAUUAUGACAACUUAAAUUUUAUCUGUUAAAAGAUGUUUUUAAAGUUUGUUUUGAAGAAUUGUGGAAAAUUUUCUGACAAUAUAAAAGAUCAUUUUGUGUGAAUGAUACACAGAAUGAUCAUUCUUGUGUAAUUUGGUGCUUUCCAGUAUCAAAUAUUUACUUUAUUUUCCAACUUCCAAUACUUGAAUACAAUUAAAACUUUAAGAAAAUUUUUACUUACUUUGAAAAUACUCAGUAAAUUCCUAAGUACCAGUAUUUUAUAUUAAUGAACUAUUCUGUUAAAAUAACUUUUAAAUAUUCUCAAUCUAAGGAAGUUUACUUAUAAUAUAUGAAAGAUCUAUUUGGUAAGAAAACUGUUUUACUAGUAGUUUCUUAUAAAAAAAUUUACAUGAAAAAAGCUACAAAUCAUUGCUCAUUUUAUUUUUAAAAACAUAUCUCAAAAGGUUAUUUUGUGAAUUGACGUCUUUAUGUGUGUGUUCUAUUGUAAAAUUUAAUUUAUUGAACUGUCCAUGUUUGUUAAAUUUGUAAUAUAUGA